CAAACACUUGUGCAAACGCCAUGAUACCAAAGAAGAAGUAGUAGUAGUAGUACCCGGAUGGAGCUGUCAUGGCCGCCGUCGCUGAGCUGCAAGGCUGAAGAGAAAAGAAAGCUUGCGGAGCCCAUCCCGACAUCACCAACCCAGAGGGAGAAGACAGAACAUUCAUGUUAAGGCUUCCUUGGAAGGGGUAAAGGAGCCUGUAUAUUGAAGCAUGGAAGAGGACCUGAUGACACAGGAUGAUCCUGCUGAAAGCCAUGAUGACAUCAUGGAGGCUGAGGAAGAAAAGGAAUCCACAAAGGCCCACACAGACCAGAUGGCAGGUCAAUCUUCUGUGUUGCCAUGUAGUGACCAAUGUGACCCCGAUGAAACAUCUGAAGAGUCGGGUAGUUACAAGACAUCCAGAAAAGCAUCUAAGAAGUCCCCAUGUAAAAUACAGCAGGGUGCAGUCUUCUCUGGGAAAAUACUUAGCUUUGGGUGUUCAGAGUGUAAGGGUGAAGCCACCUACAGCCCCAAUGACCUCCUCAAACAUUUUCAGGGGGCCCACAAGGGAACCCUGCCGACGUAUCCGUGUGACUUGUGUGGCUUUGCCACAAAUGAGUUUCCUGCACUUCAGCGCCAUCGGAUCGGGCACAGGAACACUUUAGUCACAUGUGAGAUCUGUAAUGAUGAUGUACAGUACUCUCUCCUCAUGCUCACUAGACACUAUAUCAUGUCUCACAGCCAGAAUGGCCACUUUAGCUGUGAAAAAUGUGAAUUUUCAACAGUUGACGCAGGAACAUUUGUGCAGCACAUCCAUCAUCACAAUGAGAGCCAGCUCAAAUGUGUGAAAUGUCAACAUGUGAGCUCUAACCGAGGUGAGCACCAGAGGCACCUAAAACUCUACUCGGGUACCUUCCCCUUCACGUGUCUGGUCUGUGGAUAUGGGGCAGCACGGAGAGAAUACCUCACAAAGCACAUGGUAACUGUCCAUGGUGAGGAGGCAGACAAGAAAAAUGUAUCGAGAUCAACGGAGGACAGCAACAAUACCCUGGCAAACUCCUCUGCAGGAUUAAAACUCCUGCUGAAGAAAAGCCUUGCUGCAGGUGGUCAAUCAAAGGAAUCCCAGUGGAUGUCAAAACUGAAUUCUCUUCCUGGAGUGGGAUUACAUAACCAAAAUGGAAGGGUGCUGAAACCAGAGAAAACAUUGGAGGAAUCUCAACAGUUCCAUGAAAGGGCUGUAGGCGUGAAAAAGGACAGUAAGAAGUGGUUCAAAGGCGCUCUUAAGAAUGAGCAACAAAUUGACUCCCAGGCUGUAUCAUCUAUACCACCACCAAAGACCCAGGAAAGUUUUGAUAGUCAUGGGGCUGACGACCUAAACCCCAACAACACCAAUGGACUAACUGUUCUCAUGGUCAAAAAUAAAAUCUCUAUUCCACCUAACUGUACUACAAAAGUGAUGGGCUUCAAGAUGGUUGAUGGUAAAAAGCAUUUAGUUCUCAAAGUUAUACCAACAGCAAAGCAGGAGUUCUCAGCAGAAAAUGACAUUUUAUCUACAGGGCAAGAAGUGGGCUGCCCAAUGAUAGGCACUAACUCUGAUGGAAGUAAAUGCUCAGACUCGACUGAAAAUGGGGAAAAUACUAGCUCCCCUUACUUGGCUGUUCUAAGCCCCCCAGGGACUGAUAGCGAGGCUGCAAUUUCAGUACAAGUGAAGCCAGAGGAAGAGGACGUUAGCAUUGAGGAGACAUUGCCCAUACUGGAGAAACUAGCACAGAAAGCAAAAAACACAGUGGAGAAGAGGAUUGAUAAACAACAUACGUUUAAGGGUGACCAGAUUCCUUCCUUGGCAGUUUCUCCAAUGACUAAAGAGUCGGAUCACGCCAUGAUUGAGAACGGUAAACUGAGUAACAAUACAGCAGACAAAAUGUCUGCUUAUUCAAGCCCUAAUGUGACUGCUGUGGAGCUCCUCCCAGCCAAAAUACUCACAGAUAAUACCAUGCCUUCUGAAUCAGCUUAUGAUUCCAUGCUUCCCAAACCAGUUUCUGAAGAGACGAUCAACAUGCUUGGAGUUGGUGACAUGAAUACAGCUACUGCUGAUAAGUUCAGUGACCCCAUCAAUGGAAAUUCCUCUCGGCCCAAAGGAGAGACGUUACCCUCCAAUGACAAACCUAAGACUCCCUCAGAACCCAUGACUGGUGACAUCCAACCUUCUGAUGAUACUGCUGAGAAGAGUCAUUCAGUUAUCAAGGAGAUGGAUCCUUCUGAUUCUACUUCCGAUAAGAUUCAUUCCAGUGUGGCUGCUAAGACUAAAACUGAAACUUUAUUGCCAGAUCUGACGGCCCAGCUGGAGUCACACCCAGCUGAAUUUGUCAACUCCAGAGAGACUGAUAUUAAUGCUGAAAAUCAGAAUUCUCCCAACCAAGAGUUGUUUAGUUUUCAUAAUUACUCAAAGGAAACAUCAAGCAUUUCCUCCAACUCAACACAACCUUGUGAAAAUCCAUCAGAGCUUUCGACAGAGGAUGAAAGUGUUUGGAUGAAAGAAUGGAGUUUGACAUUGGCUGCAUCCCCACAAUCUACAGAUGAGUGGUCUGGAAAUGGGGAAACGGAGACAGAGAAUGCAAUGGAAAGAGUGUCAGACCGUGACGUUGAGGUCGAUGAGUGCAUAGCUACUGUAGAGGAUCCGGCCACCCCAGUGGAAACUGAGAAGGCAAAUCAUGGACACUCUUGGUCUACACACCAAGUCCAACCUACUGUAAAAAUGGAGGAGUGUGUUCCUUUGUCGGAAAGGGCAACAGGAAGCAUAAGUAGUUUGGCCGUCUUGGGUCGCAUACUGGAGGAGCAUUCGGAUGCUAUCAUUAGCCACCAGCUUGAAAAAGAUAGAAUAGGCUGCUCAGCUGCCAGCCACGAUUCUGUCAAGCCACCUAAGACUAUGCUAAGGAUCCUUAAAACGGCAGAGGGAAAGCAGCAGAUGUUGUUACACACUGCAAAGAACCGGUAUGCUGUACCUGUGCAGCUCCAAGGCAACCCAGGGUUCAAGCUGAUAACCAAAUCUACUCCUCAUAUCAAUGUGUCCUAUGUUAAGCCAGGAAUUGAAAGACAGAAUAAAACCACAGGGCUGGCACUCACCCUCAAUGGUGGAAGUUUCAGCAUUCUAGGACAGACUGUAGGUGCUAGUGAAAAAGGUGCUAGGCUGUUGUCUGCUGUUCAGCCUGGAUCUAGCACUAGUGCAAGCCAUUACCUACUCAACAGCACAUCUCUUAAAUGUCCUCUUGUCUUGUCAGGUGCAGCACAUAGUUCUACUGGAGAAAAUACCAUAAAGUCACCGCAGACUUGUUACUUAGUCCAGAGGCCAGUCCCUGUAGAUCAGGCCCCCCACAAUGCUGGUAACAAAUUGGCACGUUUAAGCUCUCAGUCUCCACUUUUGUCCCGUCCAGUUCUGGCAAUGUCUGCAAACUCAGUGAACAGAUCCACUGCAUUACACACUGGGCAACAAGCCUUCUUGGUUAGGUAUAUCUCUACAGCUAAGUCAGGGAUGCUUAUUAAUAGUCCUGAUGGGAAGUCUGUGAGCCAGAAAGGUCAACCUAAUGAAAGUAGGGGACAUAAAGUUGUAUAUAAGAUAGUCAGAACUGCCAAUGGUAGUGCGUUCCUUUCUGGUGGUGCACAUUCCUCAGCCAACAAGCCCAUUUAUCUGGCCACAAAUUCCACACCGAUGCCGUGUUUUCUGAUGUCAUCAGAUAAAGUCUCAACCGGAGUGAAAAAACUGAUAUCCAUACAAAAUGCCUCCCACAACCCUGUCACGGCCUCACAGCUCUCAAAUCUUCUUUCCCCCCAAUCCAACUUGCAAGGUAGGGUCAGGCAGAUAACGGACGUAGGUCUGAAUAAACACCCCCUUGACCCAAGGCCAGGUCGCCAGCUAAGUCAAAGGAAGAGGCGCAGAAAAGCAUUGUGUGAUGAACUCCCAGAGCACUUGACUAAAGCGAGGAGGCUCUCGAGCAAGGCGGUAACUGAAAAAGGGUCUUCCUUGCUCUGGGAGCCUGUACCCAAAGAUGCAGAGAGGACACUGAGACUGUAUCCAUUCAGUUCACUACAGGAGAUUAAGUGCCCUCGCCGAAAUCAGCCGGUGGUUGUUCUCAACCAUCCUGAUGCAGACAUUCCUGAAGUGGCCAGUAUCAUGAGCUCCGUCAACAGGUAUAAAGGUGCUGUUUCCAAGGUGGUACUGUCCCAAAACACGGUUCAAGCUCUGGCUGAACUCUGCCCAGUCGGACUUCUAGGGAAAAGCUCCAAGGCUAAAUGUCCCUCGUCACAAAGCAGUGGCUCCAGACUUCAGACUUCAAAAAGCAGAGUCCGAGAGCGAUUUCUGUUGAAACUGAAGUUUAGAAAGUCUAGCAGGAAAAAGUAUGAGGUGGUGAAGUCCUUAUUUAGAGGUACAGAGAGGUCAUCAAUGUUUGCCUGCUGGUUUUGUGGUCGACUCUUCAAGAACCAAGAGGAGUGGAUUGGCCACGGCCAGCGGCAUCUCAUGGAAGCAACCAGAGACUGGAAUAAGCUGUUUUAAAGCUGUUACAAAGCCCCUGGAUUGGCCCACAUACCGUCCUAUAGAGUGGAACAAAUGGAGAGGUUAAAGCAUUUUUUAAAUUACUUAUCAGUAUACUUUAUUCUUAUAACGCUUUAUAUUCCCAUAAAUGCCCUGUUAGCUAUGAUUGAAUCACAGUUUUUGAGGUUGUUGAUGUGUGGUGUAAGCUGAAACACGUACCAGUCAAGUUUGGACACACCUACUCAUUCAAGGGUUUUCUUUAUUUUAAUAUUUUCAAAAUUGUACAAUAAUAGGGAAGACAUCAAAACUAUGAAAUAACACAUAUGGAAUCAUGUAGUAACCAAAAAAGUGUUAAAAAAAAUCAAAAUAUAUUUUAUAUUUGAGAUCCUUCACAGUAGCCACCCUUUGGCUUAAUUAUAACUUUGCACUCUCUUGCCAUCUUCUCAACCAGCUUCACCUGAAAUGCUUUUCCCAACAGUCUUUAAGGACUUCCCACAUAGGCUGAGCACUUGUUGGCUGCUUUUCAUUCACUAUGUGGUCCAACUCAUCCCAAAUUAUCUCAAUUGGGAGGCCAGGUCAUCUGAUGCAGCACUCCAUCAUGCUCCUUCUUGGUCAAAUAGCCCUUACACAGCCUGGAGGUGUGUCGGAUCAUGGUCCUAUUGAAAAACAAAUGAUAGUCCCACUAAGCGCAAACCAGAUGGGAUGCUAACCCUAACAAUGCUGGUUGUGUGCCUUGAAUUCUAAAUAAAUCACUGACAGUGUCCCCAGCAAAGCGCCGUCACACCACCUCCUCCAUGCUUCACGGUGGGAACCCCACAAUGUGGAGAUCAUCCGUUCACCUGCUCUGCUCAGAGCAGGUGAACGGAUGAUCUCCACAUGUGGUUGGAACCAAUCAUCUCAAAUUUGGACUCAUCAGACUAAGGACAGAUUUUCCCCAGUCUAAAGUCCAUUACUCGUGUUUCUUGGCCCAAGCAAGUCUCUUCUUAUUAUUGGUGUCCUUUAGUAAUGUUUUUUUGCAGCAAUUGGACCAUGAAGGCCUGAUUCACACAGUCUCCUCUGAAUAGUUGAUGUUGAGAUGUGUCUGUUACUUGAACUCUGAAGCAUUUAUUUCGGCAUAAAAUUUCUGAGGCUGGUAACUAAUGAACUUAUUCUCUGCAGCAGAGUUAACUCUGGUUCUUCCUUUCCUGUGGCGGUCCUCAUGAGAGGCAGUUUCAUCAUAGUGCUUGAUGUUUUUUCAACCGCACUUGAAGAAACUUUCAAAGUUCUUGACAUUCCGGACCUUCCUGUCUUAAAUGAUUUACUGUCGUUUCCCUUUACUUAUUUGAGCUUUUCUUGCCAUAAUAUGGACUUGGUCUUUUACCAAAUAGGGCUAUCUUCUGUCUACCACCCCUACCUUGUCACAACAAAUUUGCUCAAACGCAUUCAUUUUUGGGAAAGAUGGAACGCUAGCGCCCCAUCUCGACAACAAAAAUGAUUUCCCUCUGGUUUCUGCCUGCCAUAUCAGUUCUGUUAUACUCACAGACAUGAUUUUAACAGUUUUAGAAACUUCAGAUUUUUUUCUAUCCAAUACUACCAAUUAUAUGCAUAUCCUAGCUUCUGGGCCUGAGUAACAGGCAGUUUACUUCUGAAUACUGCCCCCUAGCCCUAAGAAGUUUUCAGAAGGGAAGGAAUUCCACAAAUUAACUUAGCGUCCCACAUAUCCCAGAGAAGUUAACGUCCCACUUGGCCAAAAGCAAGUAAAAAUGCAGAGCGCUAAAUUCAAAUAAAUUCAAAUAAAUAUCAAACUUUCAUGAAAUCACACAUGCAAUACACCAAAUUAAAGCUACACUUGUUGUGAAUCCAGCCAACAUGUCAGAUUUCAAAUAGGCUUUUCGGCGAAAGCAAACGAUGCUAUUAUCUGAGGAUAGCACCAUAGUAAACAAAGAGAGAAGCAUAUUUCAACCCUGCAAGCGCGACACAAAACGCAGAAAUAAAAAUAUAAUUCAUGGCUUACCUUUGACGAGCUUCUGUUGUUGGCACUCCAAUAUGUCCCAUAAACAUCACAAACGGUCCUUUUGUUCGAUUAAUUCCGUCGAUAUAUAUAUCCAAAAUGUUCAUUUAUUUGGCGUGUUUGAUCCAGAAAAACACCGGUUCCAACUUGUGCAACGUAACUACAAAAUAUCUCAAAAGUUACCUGUAAACUUUGCCAAAACAUUUCAAACUACUUUUGUAAUACAACUUUAGGUAUUUUUUAACGUAAAUAAUCAAUAAAAUUGAAGACGGGAUGAUCUAUGUUCAAUACAGGAUUAAAACCAACUGUAGCUAGCUUUCUGGUCACGCGCCUCUAUCUAACAGUACACUACAAGUGACCCUCGUUCAAGAUGGCCGUACUUCUUCAUUACACAAAAGAAAAAACCUCAACCAAUUUCUAAAGACUGUUGACAAACAGUGGAAGCGGUAGGAACUGCAAGAAGGUCAAUUAGAAAUCUGGAUUCCAAAUGAAAAGCAAUUGAAAAGAGUGACAAAAAAAAAAAAAAAAAAAAUCUGAAUGGUUUGUCCUCGGGGUUUCGCCUGCUAAAUAAGUUAUUUUAUACUCACAGACAUGAUUCAAACAGUUUUAGAAACUUCAGAGUGUUUUCUAUCUAAAUCUACUAAUAAUAUGCAUAUCUUAUCUUCUGGGAAUGAGUAGCUGGCAGUUGAAUUUGGGUAUGCUUUUUAUCCAAAUGUGAAAAUGCUGCCCCCUAUCCUAGAGAAGUUAAGGCACACCUGUUAAUUGAAAUGCAUUCGCCGUGACUACCUAAUGAAGCUGGUUGAGAGAAUACCAAGAGUGUGCAAAGCUGUCAUCAAGGCAAACGGUGGCUACUUUGAAGAAUUUCAAAUAUGAAAUAUAUUUUUAUUUGUUUAACACUUUUUGUUGGUUACUACACGAUGAUUUCAUGGUUUUGAUGUCAGAACUAUUAUUCUACAGUGUAGAAUAUAGUAAAAAAAAAAAAACUGGAAUGAGUAGGUGUGUCCAAACUUUUGACUGGUACCGAAUGUGGUUUGUGUAUAAUAUAAGAAUAUAUACAUAUGACUUAACCCUUUACACUCGUGGGAAUUGGCCAAUAUGGAUAGGGCUAAAUUGAAAUGUUUCUUAUUUCUUCUAUAUGAAAAUGCAUAACUAUAGUAGCAAUUGAAAGGGAACAGUUUGACGAUCAUGGGGAAAUUAUUAGACCAAAGGUGAGGACAACAGUUCACCUGACAGUCCACUGUUGACUGUUGAGUUACUUUCUCUGCAUUUGUUGAUAAUAAAAUCUGAAAAUACUCUGGAAAAUACAUUCAAUAAAAUAAGAAUAUUCCUGGAAAAUGUGGGGUUGGUGCAACAUAAGACAAAGAAGUUGGAGACACCAGUUAGUCCUCUAAGUGGCCACACACCUCUCCAAAGUGUGCACAGUUCCUAAGUAAUUUCAAUACUCUUUUAUGGACUCAAAGAAAUCUUCAACUAUAAGGUGCUUUUUUUUUAGCUCUGCCUAACUGUGCCAUUUGAGGAACUAGAGCAAGCACACUUUUAGUUUUGUUUAGAACACAACCCUGUCUUCCCGCAAUCACACAAAACUGUUGUUUACGCAAUCCAAAAACGGUCCAUUAUAAAUCGCGAUCUGGGUCAGGUGGGCAUCAUUUGAAAGCUUGUUCUAUUGCCAGCAUGACUAGCUUAGUUAUAAAAUACAAUAUUGCAGUGUUGGGCUUUCACAAUACAAUUCAGGGAAAACGAUCACAACGUCUUGUUGCGUGAGGUGCUCAAGUUCAGUACUGCUGUCAGUCAAAACCUAUACAGCGCUGUGAAGCGCAGAGCCAGAGCUCUGACGUCAUGUAUAACAUGUUACUGUACAGCCACUGCCUUUCAAUGUAGGUGUUUAUCAGUGCCCAAAUCUGCCAUUUUCAACCCGUAUACAGGUACGAGUGUAAAGGGCUCCACCCUCAUAUGUAUGUACAGAUGGAAUUGAACUGUGAAGACUGGGCACACUGUAAUAGAGCAUAUGAGAGAGCACUGGUUUUAGAGGGGGACAUUGUUGAUGACUUAUUUUUGUAUUCAGAAAUAUACCAAAUUACUCAGGUGAUUUCAUAUUCUCUGAUUCAACUAAUCUGGUUUGUAACAUAAGCUAUUCUUUAACAUUUAUCUGCUUUUCAUAGGUUUAGAGAGCAUUGUGCGAUAAUUGUUUCCUUUUAUUUAUUCCCUGUAUUACUUCCAUUCAUAAGGUCAGAACUUAAUUUGUAAACCUGAAAUCCAAGCAUUUUGUUUUUCAUGUUCUCUUCAGAUUUUAGUUUUGUUUUACUAGUAUACAAAUAGGCUAAAUGGUUUUUUUGUAGCAGAUAGUGACUUCAGAAAGUAUUCACACCCUUUGACUUUUUAAAACUUUUUUGUGUUACAGACUGAAUUUAAAAUGGAUUACAUUUAGAUUCUUUUACAAAUUAAUUGAAAAUGAAAAGCUGAGAUGUCUUGAGUCAAUAAAUAUUCAUCCCCUUGAUGGCAAGUCUCUAAGUUCAGAAGUAGAAAUGUGCUUAAGUCACAUAAGUGCAAUAGUAAAAAAAAAAAAAAAAAAAAAAAAAAAAAUGUAAUGACUACCUCGUCUCUGUACCCCACACAUACAAUUAUCUGUAAGGACCCUCAGUCGAGUAUUGCAUUUCAAACACAGAUUUAACUACAAAGACCAGGGAAGUUUUCCAAGGCCUCGCAAAGAAGGGUAUCUAUUGGUAGAUUGAUAAAAAAUAUUAAAAGCAGACAUUGUAUAUCUCAUGGUGAAGUUAUUAAUUACACUUUGGAUAUUGUAUCAAUACACCCAGUCACUACAAAGGUAGAGGAGAUUUUACUAAGUUGCCGGAGAGGAAACCGCUCAGGGAUUUCACCAUGAGGCCAAUGAUGACUUUCAAACAGUUACAAAAUUGAAUGGCUGUGUUAGAACUGAUGGAUUGACAACAUUGUAGCUACUCUACAAUGUUAAACUAGUUAACAGUUAAAAGAAGGAAGCCUGCACAGAAUAAACAUAUUCCAAAACAAGCAUCUUGUUUGCAACAAGGCACUAAAGUAAUACUACAAAAUGUGGCAAAGCAAUUCCCUUUUUGUCCUGAAUACAAAGUGUUAUGUUUUGGGCAAAUCCAAUAAAACACAUUACCACUCUCCAUAUUUUCAAGCAUAGUGAUGGCUGCAUCAUGUUAUGGCUAUGCUGGUCAUCAUUAAGGACUGGGGAGUUUUUCUGGAUAAAAAGAAACGGAAUGGAGAUAAGCACAGGCACAAUACUAGAGGAAAGCUUGGUUGAUUGCUUUCCAUCAGACACUGUGAGAUUAAAUUCACCUUUCAGCAGGACAAUGAUGUAAAACACAAGGCCAAAUCUAGUGGCAGAGUUUUGACUUAAAUCUGCUUGAAAAUCUAGGCUAGACCUAAAAAAGGGUUGUUUAGCAAUGAUCAACAACCAAUUUUUCUUAACUGCAUUGUUGGUUAAGGGCUUGUAAGUAAGCAUUUCAUUGUAAGGUCUACCUGUUGUAUUUGGUGCAUUUGACAAAUAAAAUACAAUUUGAAUUUAGCAGAGCUUGAAGAAUUUUGUAAAGAAUAAUGGGCAACUGUUGCACAAUCCAGGUUUGGAAAGCUCUUAGAGAUGUAUCCAUAAACACUUGUAUCUGUAAAUGCUGUCAAAGGUGAUUAUAACAUGUUUGAGAAGUUGUAAACCUUUUUGUAUCUUAGACUUACACAAUGUAGAUUGCUGACAAAAGAAGGACAAUUUGAAUCCACUUAUAUCCCAUUUUGUAACAACAAAUGUGGAAAAAGUCAAGGGGUGUGAAUAAAUUCUGAAGACACUGUACAUACAUUCUGGUUUGUCUCACUGUUUUACCCAUUUCUGGGAUGACAUAGAUGUUUUAGCUUCUUUUACUGCAACACAAUGCCAUUGUCUAAUCUCUUAAUUGUCAGUGCUUGACUUUAGCAUUACUCAUCACAUACUUAUGUUGAGUUUAGCUCUCUUAACAUUUUUCUUUUUCACAUCCUUGUUCAGUAUGAAAGAAUAACUCAACUGAUCAAUUAAUGCAUGAGUGAUACUUUACAAUAAAUUGAGGAAAUUGAGAAAACGUUAUAAAAUGAGUAAGAUCUCACUUUAUGGGGAUUCGCUCUAGCGGAUUCACUAACGGAAGUACCAAUCACAAUGUCUGUUGGUGGCGAAUGAGGUGAGCACCUCUCCCCUUCAUAAGACGCCACUGGCCCGCUUCUGGUCUUUCUUAAGCGUGCCUCUCUUGCGAGCAGAGAUAUCUCACCCAUUUGAUCAUAGAAUCAGGGUUAUGCAAGUAACUGUUUCAGGGCAUCUCUUUACAAGAGAUUUACGAUGCUGCAUGUUGGGCCACCCCACAUGAGGUUUUACCGGUGGUCCAACCAACAUCCAGCAUCGCAAAUCUCUUAUAAAGAGAUGCCCUUAAACAGUGCCAAAGAGGUAUGUGCAUUCAAGCCCUUGAGGGGCUGCAAAUCCUUGCUAUUAUAAGCCAAUAUAAUAGUGUCCACUAUCCAAUGGGGAUAGCUUUUGAUGAGAUCGGGGCCCUCCCUUGCAGGGGUACGCUCAGGGAACAAAGUUGGUCAACCUUUCGCUAUGCUCUCAUUCUAUUCAAGUAUAUGCGCAAAGCACGUACCGGGCACAAACUGUGGAGACACUCUACUUCCGUAGAGGUGAAGGACGGCGGGUGGAAAGCCAUAAGCUCUUAGGCUAGACAAUUGUAAUUGUCGCAGACCUUUAGGCAUGAAAUUGGGGUUGGGUAACAGUGUUACCUUGGAUAACCCUGGGGCAAACUGUAGGCACGAAUGGUGAACUGACGAUGCAUGUAGCUCACUCACUUGUUUUUUUGGAUGCAAGGACAAUCAAUAAAGCAGUUUUGAAGGAGAGAUAGUUCAUCCACGCUUUCCAGCAGCUCAAAAAGCUGCCUCAAGCACGAUAGACCCAAAGCGGAGCUAAUGGCCCCAAAGCGGAGCUAAUGGCUUGGAGAGGGGGCGUAAACGACACGCUCCCUUCAUAAAUCGACAUAACAGAGGAUGUUUUCCUUACUGUGUUAUUGUCGAAUCCUGUAUGACAGGCCGAGAUGGCGGCUAAAUUUACAACCUGGUCGCACCACUUCUCAAAACCGAGUCAAGCCUGUUGUAUUCAGAUUCAUCCUCUCACGGGCCAGGACCAGAGGACGAUGGGCUAGGUGGAGAUCAAGUGUGUCAGUAGAUCCUUGCGUAACAGUAUCUGCCAGGGCUCAUCGUAAAGCAGGAGAGUGAUCUCUGCUAAUCAGAGCUUGCCUGGCCAUCAAGAUGAGGGAUAAGCAUUCUUUCCUCACUCUGUUCAGAUUGGGGAGGAUCAAGCAUAAAGGAGGAAAAGCAACACUCUUGGCCAAGGGUGUGUCAGCGCGUCCACCUCAAGUGGUAUGUUUCCUGCUAUUGGAAAGAACGGACAGUGCGUGUCUUUGUGCGAUGAAAAGAUCUCUACGGUGGCUAAACACUCUCACAGAUCUGCAACAACAUUUGGGAAAGUAGUCUCCAAUCCCCAUGACGGGGAUUCCCUCUGAACAACAAGUCCGCUUGCACAUUCGGUAUGCCUGAGACAUGAGUCGCGCAUAACGAGGGAGAUGCACUGCUCCACAGAAUAGUCUGUGUAAGUGCGGAGAGCGAGUGCCACACUGGCGGUUGAUGUAUGCCACCACAGUUGUAUUGUCUUUCCUGUGAAGGAUGUGACAAUUUUGAAGGAGGGGCAGAAAGAGUAUCAGUGAAUGAAAUGCUGUCAGCGGUUCGACGGAAUUUAUGAGUGUGGUGGAGCUGUGGUGACCACAGUUCCUUUAUUGUUCUUCCCUCGUGAACUGCGCCCCACCCUGUGAGUGACGCAUCUGUCUUCACCACCUUCCUCUGACACGUCACCUAGGGGACGUGGGCACAGGUGAUGGGCAGUUAAUCAAAGCUGGAAGUCUCAGAUGGUGGACGCCAUCAACCCCAGCACUCAGACACUUUCUGAGCAUGACCGAACUCCCCCUGUUGAACAGGGAGAGGCACUGUCAGAACAACGAGGUGCGACCGUCCGAUUGUGUAGCCCGGUAAGAGAGAGAAUUCGGAUUUCUGUUCUCUGUGUGGGCUAGCCGGAGAAGUAGUACAAUGCUAGCCGGAGAAAGUGUGUGCUCUCAUCUGUUAUUUUGAGCUAAACGAGAGAAAGCUAGCAAUUCAACCUUUCCAGGCAGUUAAGUAUAGCAAGCCUUGCAGCGAGUAUUUUGAUUAGCUGAGCCUUUCGACGAUAACUGGCCCUUUGUGGGUUUAGCUAGCUUUCCAGCUAGCUAGCCAAGUUAGCUGUAGCCUCGUGGCGUGUGCUAACCAAGUCUCGAUAGCUAACCUGUGACACACUACCACCGGUGACUGAGGAGUAGAAAAUAAAUUGUACUCGAAGCAAAACUUUACUUUCAGUCAAUACUCAACACAUCCGACAGGAUUUGGGGACCUACGUUCAGCAGCGUCAACCUCGCAGUUCACCAGAGAAUAGUGCAUUAGGAAGACUGAAAUCUUGAGGAGAGCUUAAAGAGUUAUAGAGAACUCUUCACAAGGAAAAGCGGUGUGAAUGACCAGAGGCGGGAUGAGUGGCGUCUUAUGAAGAGGAGAGGGACUCACCUCAUUCGUGAGAUACUGUAUGAAAUGAAAUAUUUCAAAUAGAACAGCUAACCUAAAUAACCAACACAACCUUAUUUUUGUCUUUGCCCUUGCUAUGUGCUAUGCGCUAUGUGCCAGCCGGCGCAACGGGGAUGAGUGAGUGACUGGCAUCGCAAAGCCACCUGAGUUUUCCAGCCUGGUCAUUGUCUUUGUUGUAGUUUAAUAUGCAAUGAAAAUUAAUAUCAGUGUUGACAUAAAAAAAAUCACUGGAAUCAAGCAGUUUAUGCAACUGUCAGUUUAAAAAAAUAUAUAUAUAUUGAUGGCAAUUGGGGGGGUGACUGAAUUUAAUUUGGAUUGUAUUCUGUUAAUUUUUCUCCAGUGGGUCUAUGAUGUAAAAAUUCAGGCUCUUACUUUUAUGUGCAUUGGAUGUUUCGUUGAUGUCGGAUUCAUGCCGUAUAUGGGGUUCGUGAAGGUUUUUAGUGGUACAAGUUGGACGUUCUAAUGAGUAAUGUUCCGCAUUUAGAACUAUUUUUACGGGCAGAAAAAUCUGUUCCCCGUGAUCAAAGCUUUACUAGUUAAAUUGAAAGAGUAGUUGAAAAUGAAUAGGCCUACAAAAUAUUAUAUUAUAUGGCUUCAUGAAAGACUGGUAUAACAGGACUACACUAGACCACAAAUAAGACUAGACCACAGUUUAAACAGCAACCACCAGUCUGCAUUGACACACUGCUACUCAUUUCAUUUGUAUUUCUUUUCAUAUGCUAAUUGAACAACUGUGAUUUCCAAUGUCCAAUAGAUUUCUUGUGUUAUAGUAGAGGGAGUUCUUUUCUGAAGCAUCUGUACAAUUCAUUUGACAAAUUACGCUUGACACAACAUUGUUCUCUUUCCAAUACCUCAUCAUUCGACAAAGAAAUAAUUCUCUUCGUUUUAUGAAAUACUCCUUUCUUAGGAAAAAAAUUACAUUAUUUUGUUUUCAGUUUUAAUAUCCCUGUCAGAAUAGUUGCCGGGUCUUUUUACCUGAGAAUAAAAGUAAAAUGUUUUUAUGCUAAGUGCCUCAAAUGUUGGGCACCAGGUUGACACAAAAUUGUACUGUAUUCACCUUGUGGUUCUAUCUUCUCAAAAAAAAUGUAAAUACUUUGGAAAAUGUCUUGUUUUGCAAAAAUGUACUGUUUGUUGGGUCUGGGCACAGGAACACUGAUUUAAUAGAUUAAUCUAUUUGAUUCAAAAACAUAUUUAUAAUAAGAUUUGACUAACUUGAAUUUUAAAUACAGUUGAAGUCGGAAGUUUACAUAUACAUUUGAACUCAGUUUUUCACAAUUCCUGACAUUUAAUCAGAGUAACAAUUCCCUGUUUUAGGUCAGUUAGGAUCACCACUUUAUUUUAAGAAUGUGAAAUGUCAGAAUAAUAGUAGAGAGAAUUAUUUAUUUCAGCUUUUAUUUCUUUCAUCACAUUCCCAGUGGGUCGGAAGUUUACAUACACGCAAUUAGUAUUUGGUAACAUUGCCUUUAUAUUGUUUAACUAGUGUCAAAUGUUUCGGGUAACCUUCCACAAGCUUCCCAUAAUAAGUUGGGUGAAUUUUGGCCCAUUCGUCCUGACAGAGCUGGUGUAACUGAGUCAGGUUUGUAGGCCUCCUUGCUCGCACACGCUUUUUCAGUUCUGCCCACACAAUUUCUAUAGGAUUGAGGUCAGGGCUUUGUGAUGGUCACUCCAAAACCUUGACUUUGUUGUCCUUAAGCCAUUUUGCCACAACUUUGGAAAUAUUCUUGGGGUCAUUGUCCAUUUGGAAGACCUAUUUGCGACCAAGCUUUAACUUCCUGACUGAUGUCUUGAGAUGUUGCUUCAAUUUACACUUUUCUCUGGGAGACAGAUCGCGUCUCCUUCCUGAGCGGUAUGACGGCUGCGUGGUACCAUGGUGUUUAUACUUGUGUACUAUUGUUUGUACAGAUAAACGUGGUACCUUCAGGCGUUUGGAAGUUGCUCCCAAGGAUGAACCAGACUUGUGGAGGUCUACAAAUGUUUUUCUGAGGUCUUAGCUGAUUUCUUUAGAUCUUCCGAUGUCAAGCAAAGAGGCACUGAGUUUGAAGGUAGGCCUUGAAAUACAUCCACAGGUACACCUCCAAUUGACUCAAAUGAUGUGAAUUAGCCUAGCAGAAGCUUCUAAAGCCAUGACAUCAAUUUUUGGGGAAUUUUCCAGGCUGUUUAAAGUUAGUCAACUUAGUAUAUGUAAACUUCUGACCCACUGGAAUUGUGAUACAGUGAAUUAUAAGUGAAAUAAUCUGUCUUUAAACAAUUUUUGGAAAAAUUGUGUGUCAUGCACAAAUUAGAGGGCCUAACCAACUUACCGAAAGUACAGUGGGGCAAAAAAGUAUUUAGUCAGCCACCAAUUGUGCAAGUUCUCCCACUUAAAAAGAUGAGAGAGGCCUGUAAUUUUCAUCAUAGGUACACUUCAACUAUGACAGACAAAAUAAGAAGAAAAAAAAUCCAGAAAAUCACAUUGUAGGAUUUUUAAUGAAUUUAUUUGCAAAUUAUGGUGGAAAAUAAGUAUUUGGUCAAUUAUAAAGUUUAUCUCAAUACUUUGUUAUAUACCCUUUGUUUGCAAUGACAGAGGUCAAACGUUUUCUGUAAGUCUUCACAAGGUUUUCACACACUGUUGCUAGUAUUUUGGCCCAUUCCUCCAUGCAGAUCUCCUCUAGAGCAGUGAUGUUUUGGGGCUGUUGCUGGGCAACACGGACUUUCAACUCCCUCCAAAGAUUUUCUAUGGGGUUGAGAUCUGGAGACUGGCUAGGCCACUCCAGGACCUUGAAAUGCUUCUUACGAAGCCACUCCUUCGUUGCCCGGGUGGUGUGUUUGGGAUCAUUGUCAUGCUGAAAGACCCAGCCACGUUUCAUCUUCAAUGCCCUUGCUUAUGGAAGGAGGUUUUCACUCAAAAUCUCACGAUACAUGGCCCCAUUCAUUCUUUCCUUUACACGGAUCAGUUGUCCUGGUCCCUUUGCAGAAAAACAGCCCCAAAGCAUGAUGUUUCCACCCCCAUGCUUCACAGUAGGUAUGGUGUUCUUUGGAUGCAACUCAGCAAUCUUUGUCCUCCAAACACGACGAGUUGAGUUUUUACCAAAAAGUUAUAUUUUGGUUUCAUCUGACCAUAUGACAUUAUCCCAAUCUUCUUCUGGAUCAUCCAAAUGCUCUCUAGCAAACUUCAGACGGGCCUGGACAUGUACUGGCUUAAGCAGAGGGACACGUCUGGCACUGCAGGAUUUGAGUCCCUGGCGGCGUAGUGUGUUACUGAUGGUAGGCUUUGUUACUUUGGUCCCAGCUCUCUGCAGGUCAUUCACUAGGUCCCCCCGUGUGGUUCUGGGAUUUUUGCUCACCGUUCUUGUGAUCAUUUUGACCCCACGGGGUGAGAUCUUGCGUGGAGCCCCAGAUCGAGGGAGAUUAUCAGUGGUCUUGUAUGUCUUCCAUUUCCUAAUAAUUGCUCCCACAGUUGAUUUCUUCAAACCAAGCUGCUUACCUAUUGCAGAUUCAGUCUUCCCAGCCUGGUGCAGGUCUACAAUUUUGUUUCUGGUGUCCUUUGACAGCUCUUUGGUCUUGGCCAUAGUGGAGUUUGGAGUGUGACUGUUUGAGGUUGUGGACAGGUGUCUUUUAUACUGAUAACAAGUUCAAACAGGUGUCAUUAAUACAGGUAACGAGUGGAGGACAGAGGAGCCUCUUAAAGAAGAAGUUACAGGUCUGUGAGAGACAGAAAUCUUGCUUGUUUGUAGGUGACCAAAUACUUAUUUUCCACCAUAAUUUGCAAAUAAAUUCAUAAAAAAUCCUACAAUGUGAUUUUAUGGAUUUCUUUUUCUCAUUUUGUCUGUCAUAUUUGAAGUGUACCUAUGAUGAAAAUUACAGGCCUCAUCUUUUUAAGUGGGAGAACUUCCACAAUUGGUGGCUGACUAAAUACUUUUUUGCCUCACUGUAUAAUUUGUUAACAAGAAAUUUGUGGAUUGGUUGAAAAACGAGUUUUAAUGACUCCAACCUAAGUGUAUGUAAACUUCCAACUUCAACUGCAGCUGUGAGUCAUUGGCAGGUUUAUGAAUAAAAAGUUUGACAUUUUG
This is a messenger RNA of Salvelinus fontinalis (brook trout), 17191 nucleotides long. RefSeq names its product zinc finger protein 518A-like. Gene Ontology annotation, biological process: regulation of transcription by RNA polymerase II. The coding region runs from base 212 to 4528 and encodes 1438 amino acids. Gene Ontology annotation, cellular component: nucleus. The record is from RefSeq and is a predicted model, not a curated record. NCBI's taxonomy places the organism in Eukaryota, Metazoa, Chordata, Actinopteri, Salmoniformes, Salmonidae. Gene Ontology annotation, molecular function: RNA polymerase II transcription regulatory region sequence-specific DNA binding; DNA-binding transcription factor activity, RNA polymerase II-specific. The transcript has 3 exons.